Messenger RNA from Anisakis simplex (herring worm), 1644 nucleotides. Lineage: Eukaryota; Metazoa; Nematoda; Chromadorea; Rhabditida; Anisakidae. The record is from the annotation of a GenBank genome assembly.
AUGGAUGGUGCUAUUGCAAGUGCACUCGCGCUGAAUCACCUUAUUCGGCUGAAAGACAAUUUCAGACCUGAAAUUUUGAAGGAUUGGGAUAAGCAGUUCAGGGAUCAGAUCUUCGAAUACCUUUACUUCGGAAUGAGUAAAUUUCAGAUGCAACAUGAAGUGGCUGAGGUGGAACGUGAAACGGAUGCAGGCUUGUAUUGGUGGUCAUAUCGCGAGUUCAUCGAAGAUGUUCAGAGUUCCUUCAAGAAGAUGCACGCAACAUUGAUCUUCUCUGGAUACAUUCUCAUUUUCCUUUGUCUGUUGGCAUGCCUCACAACUAAUGCCUAUCAGAGUAAGCCAGUGUUGGGCGCGAUCAUUGGUAUGAUCAUAAUAAUUUGUUGUAUCGUUGGAUUUGCGGUACAGUUCGCCGGUGCAGCGAGUUUCAAUGUUGUCGUAUUUCCAGUAUUUUUCAUUAUAUCGGGUAUUGGAUUGCUGAUAUUGUUUUCACUGGAGAGCACAUGGUCAAAGUAUUCGAACGCUGCUUGCGAUCCACUCGAGAAGCUAUCGUUGAUAAUGAGUUGGGAUGGGCCUUGUGCUGCUAUCAGUUCAUUAAUUAUCAUCAUUGCUUUUCUGAUAGUUGGUUCAAGCACGGCGAAUCCUUACCUUCAAUAUGUAUCAUUUGUUUUGGCUGCAGCAAUCGCGAUAUUGUUGAUAUUCACAGUGCUAUUCUUUACUGUAUUCUUGUACAUGAGCGGACGUCAUGAAACAAUGGGUCUAAAAUGGUAUCAGUGCUUACAACCUGGCGAUAGUCAUUUUGCACCUCGUACGAUCAAGGACUACAAUGAGGUGAGCAUAUCGCUGCUUCACGAUAAACUCGUUGAAAUCAAACCAACGAUCGCCCACCUGGUCGCAUCGCUAAUUUCCAAUCAUUAUGUGAAAUGCCCGAUUGCGUUCAUUUUCGCAAUCUAUUUGGUUUUUGCCGUUUGGGGUUGCAAAGACUUCAAGUUAGUGACUCAAUAUCAUCUUAUUGAAAUCGCCAUCAAAAGAGUUGAGAUUCAAAUCGCUUUAUAUUUGGGGGUUUUGCAAUGGAGCAGUGAGUCUCGUCUAUACAUGCAACAAUAUCGUGAUAUGUUCGGCAAAUAUGAGGAGUAUUUGGAGUUGAUUUUCGAUGAACCAAUCGACUAUCACGAUCGUGCACGAAAACAGGAAAUCCUCACAUUUAUUGACUGGCCUGUUGUAGUUUCGUUACAGCAAAACCAACUGGCGACUAGAUCAGUGAGUUGGUUGAAGGAUUUCUCACGAUUCGAGAGUUCCACCAUAUACGAGAUUAAUUCNGUGAGUUGCGAAACUUCGAAUGAUACUUUCGUACCAAUCGUAAGUUUGGUCUUCUUGAAAGCCGAUAACUUCAAGAAAUAUCACUCUGAUAUUGUGUUCGAUAAGUAUCAAACACAAAUUAUCGCAUCAAAGAUGUACAUCGAACUGAGUACGAAAGGCGUUGAAGAGAGGCUAUCACUAAUUGAUGAUCUGAUAGCAAAGGCCAAAUCGCUUGGUCUGCCGCUCACAAUCAAGGCACCAUUUGCGUUCUCAAUUCAGCACGAUUUACAGGUACUCGCUCACAUUUUAUCGAUUGUCUUUAAUUCUAAUUGUAUCAACGGUUUUCACUAG